UCUGCGCUCUCUCCCGGACCUCCUCGCGUCGCCAUAGCAACGGCCCAACAGGCGGGCCUGAAGAACAAGGAGGAGGCCUCUUGAGCCUCGCCGCGGAGCCUGGCUGGGCCGGGGACUCGGAGCGCCGCCUGGCUCGGUGCAAUCCGGGGCCAUGGUGACAGACUUUGAUGAGAAGCACGACGAACACUUAGUUCUGCUCCAGCAGAGGAACAGGAUACUGAAGCAGCUCAAAAGGAAAGACCCGAUACAGACCCGGCUGGAGCAGCUGGAGCAAGGGUUCACUCUGUACGUGAACGGAGCGAACUCGGAAGCAAGUAACCAGCGCAGGAAGGCGAUUGUACAGUACAUUCCCAGGAGAAGCACCGGGGCAACAAGGAGAAACCUUGGAGUUCACUACACCAAUGCAAGCAGCCUGCUCAGAGAAGGGGGUGUGCAAGGGAGGGCCACACAAAGCGCACCUAGUAAGAUCCAGCGCCGGGAGUGGCUCCAGAAAGCAGUGCAGAUCAGAACUGAAAGUGGGGCCAAGCUCCACAUUGCCCCUCCUUCUGAAUACUCAGAGGACUUUGAACCGUAUGAAAGCCAAGACCUGCAAGCAGAGGACUAUGAGCAGAAUGGUCCUGCCCAGAGCCUUGUGUCCCCUGAAAGUGCAGUUUCUGAUGAUGUUAUCCUCCUUGACUCAGAGGCAGGACAGAGCUUGAGCAAUGAUGCAGAAAAGGGAAGGUUGCGGCUCAGCCUCGAAGAUGUCAAGGAGCUACGUCGGACUUUGGAGUUCACUGUGAGCCAGAACAGGAUGGAGGAAGAUUCAUCAGAGGGAGAGGACACCGACUCUGUGGAGGAGGAUGUUCCUGCUGAGCCCUCUGAGGAAGAGAGCCCCACGGAGAUGGCCAGAGAGGGCCUUGAGCCAGUCCUCAGGAGCUCCUCCAUUUCCCCUGCCAAGGGAAGGGGCCAUGGCACAGAAGCCGGCUCUUUGGUCACACUGGAAUUUAAGCCAAGCUACCCAAGUCUCAGGAAGGAGCGGAGCCUCUCUGCCAGAAGAAAGGAGGGCACUGAUGCCUACAUUCCUACCAAACCCAUGAGCCACACAGACCACCCGCUGUCCACUGAGUGCCAAUGCCAAGAACAGCAGGAACUGAGCCUCUCCAGGCCGGUGAGCCGAUCGGAAAGGCCUCUCUCUGCAAUCCGGAAGGCCCUCUGUGAGAAGAAGGACCCAGUGCGGUCGGCCUCCAUAGUCCUAAAAGCUGUGGCGGCAGAAAAUGAGACCCUCCAGGAGGAACUGCUCUCCAGGCAGCUGGGGGUGGCAACUGAAAUGCAGCCAGCAUCACCAUCAUCUGAGUCCAUGGAGCCCCACCGACCUCUGGAGGAACAGGAGUGGAUCGGGCCACUCGGAAGCAGGUGCUGGUGUGGGUUUGUUUUGAAUCUCUUCUCGGCUGAGGGACUAAGGGACAGCCCUGAGGUAACACCCCCAUAUUUAUCCCUUGAUUGUCCAUUGAUCUCUCCAGCAUUUCCUCCCUCCCGUUCCUCCUUCAGGCAACAGAAGAAGCUUUUGAAAGUGCUGCAAGAGAUCGAGAGACAGUCCACCUCUUGUGGCCCCUCAGUCUGGGGCUCUGAGCAUCAAGGAUCUCCUAUUCUGGGCCAGCCAGAACCAGAACGGGAAAUUCCAGAUGCCAUUUACAUCACGGUGGAGAUCCUCUCCAACUGGGGGGAUGCCACAAGGGUGGGCCUGACAGAGGUGGAGUUCUUUGACUUGCAUGACGGGAAACUCUUUGUGUCUCCUCACGAUGUGGACAUCCGCCAUUCCGAUGCACCAGGAGACCUUACCUCCCUGGUCAACAGAAAGCCAGAAGCCAGCAGCCGCUUCCCCUGGACCUGCAUCUUCCAACCUCCAGUGCAGCUGUACUUUGUGGUCCGAAAUCCCAGCCUCUCAGACGACUUUGGUCUAUCCAAGAUCCGGAUUUGGAAUUACAGCGCCCCUGCAGCUGGUGAUCUUGAGGUUGGAGCGCGGAAUGUCCUCGUCUACAUUGAUGGGGCCCUGGUCUUUGAGGGCCCUCUGGCCAAAGGCUGUGUGAAUCCCAGGGUGGACGGCAGUGGCUGCACCACCAUCAGCCUCCUGGGAAGGGGUCCCUGUCUGGUAGGGAAGAAAGCCCCUGUGGAUGGAGGAGGGCCUUUGGCUCCAGAGGCCUCGUUGGGAAAAGAUGGCCCUGAGGAGAAAGUGACCCCCAACAGCCCCGCUGUAACAUCAGGGGAUCCCUCUUCCUCCCCAGUGGACAGGAGUGACCCUUCACCAGGAAUCCCUGGAUCUGUGCCACCAGAAGAGGGUGAUGGCCUUCCACUGAGCGAAGAAAUGGAAAGGCUUUCUGGGAGGAAGCUCUCCCCGCUGCCCAGCCUGAUCUCCUCGCCUUGGACUGUGCCCCCUCUGGAGACUAAGGGGGAGAAGGGUCAGGGGGGUCCCACCAGGCCACAGCUACCCCCCUGGAUGGAGCCAGAGGCCCCUUCGGACCCCAGGGCCCCAAGGAGGGGCCCCCUGAGGAUGGCCAGCCAGAGGCCCCAGGCCCUGCUGCCCGAACUGGAGAGAGCCAGCAGCGAGGCGCCAGGCACAGAGAGAAAGCUGCUGGUGGGGGGCCAUGGCCAGGAGCCCUCAGCUGAUCCAGACCCCCUGGGCCCCCUCCCUUCCCAGCGUAGCCCUAUUGCAGAGUUGUUUCCUGUGGGACGAAACCCGGGCGGCCAAGGGAAGGAGGUACUGGGCUGGGAACUCUUCUGCGGAGAGGAAGAAGGCCAGCCUGAGAGAGGCUCUCUUUCAGGGGAGGUCCCUUCUUCCAAGGGGAGCAGCGCCAGGCCCUCGCGCGCCAAGUGGAGUGGCACUUCCCCGGAGGAGGCCCUGCAGGAGUCUUGGAACUCCCUCCUGAGGUUCGACCGUCUGCACCACGGCCGCAUCUCCAACCUGGACUUCCAGGGGGACAUCUUUGACGAGUUCCUCCUCCAGCAGAAGGCCAGCCGACAAGGAGACUCCCGGGUCCGGGCUCCAGGAAGUGGGCAGGGGACUCCCAGGCGCCUGGAGGGGGAGGACGGUCUGGGCCCAGUGCAGCAACAGGAGCAGGGAGUCGAAGAGGAAGGGGGCGACUUCAGGAUCCCACUCCUGCCGUUUGGGCAGCAUCUGAAGAUAGAGAUCCUGUCGACCUGGGGAGACAGGCACUAUGUGGGCCUCAACGGGGUUGAGCUCUUCAGCUCCAAAGGGGAGCCCAUCUCCGUGGCCCGAAUCACAGCUGACCCCCCCGACAUCAACAUCCUACCAGCCUACGGGAAGGACCCCCGGGUAGUGAGCAACCUACUGGAUGGAGUGAACCGGACACAGGACGACAUGCAUCUCUGGCUGGCCCCCUUCACCCCUGGGAGGCCGCACUGCGUCUUCUUGGACUUCGCCAAGCCCUGCGAGGUGGCCAUGAUCCGUGUCUGGAACUACAACAAGUCCCGCAUCCACUCCUUCCGGGGCGCCAGGGACGUCACCAUGAUGCUGGAUGGGCGGUGCAUCUUCCAAGGGGAAAUCGCCAAGGCCUCAGGGACACUCUCUGGAGCUCCAGAGCAGUUUGGAGACACUAUCUUGUUCACAACUGAUGAUGACAUCCUGGAGUCCAUCUUCUGUUAUGAUGAGUCCUGCGAGGAGGAGGCCGAAGGCAUCAGUAGCUUGAGGCUCGAGGAGAUGAGGCGGCCGAGGACUGCAGAUGGAGAGGGGGACGAGAGGCCUUUCACGCAGGCCGGCUUCAGGGCAGAGGGCAAGCAGAGCCAAAGGCAAGCAUCUCUGCAGGAUCCUGCCCCAGAGGUAGUGGCCGAGCCAGGCGUCUAUCUUGGGAAGUGCCUCCUGCUGAACUUCACUGUCUCCUGGGGAGACUCCCAUUAUCUUGGUCUGACGGGGCUAGAAGUGGUCGGGAGGGACGGCCAGGCUAUCCCCAUCUCGGCGGCCCAGCUCUCUGCUUCUCCCCAGGACCUGAAUGACCUCUUGGAGUACACUGAAGACUCACGGACCGUGGACAAAUUAAUUGAUGGGACGAACAUCACAAUGGAGGACCACCACAUGUGGCUCAUCCCCUUCAGACCUGGGGAGGAUCACAUGCUCACCAUCCAGUUCCCUCAAGCAAAGAGCAUUGCGGGGCUCCGCAUCUGGAAUUACAACAAGUCUCCUGAAGACACGUACCGAGGGGCGAAGGUGGUCCAUGUCUCCCUGGAUGGCUUCCGCAUCUCUCCACUGGGGGGUUUCCUUGUCCGCAAGGGGCCUGGCAGCUGCCACUUUGACUUUGCGCAGGAGAUUCUCUUCAUGGACUACCUGGCAGAGGGCCCUAACCUUCCAGUCUCUGAGCGGACAGAGACAAAUGUGGUGGAACAAGCCAGCAUGGACUAUGAGGCUCCCUUGAUGCCUUGUGGCUUCAUUUUCCAAUUCCAGCUGCUGACCAGUUGGGGGGAUCCCUAUUACAUCGGCCUGAACGGACUGGAGCUGUACAACGUCUGCGGGGAGAGGAUCCCUCUCAGAGAGAACAACAUUGCUGCCUUCCCAGACAGCGUCAACAUCCUCGAGGGGAUCAGUGGAGACGUCCGUACUCCGGACAAACUCAUUGAUGGCGUGAACAAUUCCAACGAUGGGAGGCACUUGUGGCUGGCCCCCAUCCUUCCUGGCCUGGUGAAUCGAGUUUACGUGAUCUUUGACCUGCCCACCACCGUCUCCAUGAUCAAGCUGUGGAACUAUGCAAAAACUCCCCAACGAGGCGUCAAGGAGUUUGGGCUCCUGGUGGAUGACCUGUUGGUGUACAAUGGGAUCCUGGAGUCGGUGGGCCACUUGGUCCAGGGCAUCCUGCCCACCUGUGACCCGGUGGUCCCCUAUCACACCAUUCUCUUCACGGACAAUGAGAAGAUUUGCCGCCAGGAGAAGAGCACCGUCAUCAGCAACCACAUUGAGGACCAGGAUGUGCGGCUGAUGAAUGAAAACCAGGUUAUUUCCUCUUCCUCCCGAAAGAAACAAGUGGCAGCUGACCCAGCCCUGCGCCCUAAGACUUGCAUUCGGGACAAAGGACUGCUGCGGAGGCCCAGGCAGUGAGGGGAAGAGAAGCAGUGCUCUCGAGGAGGGUCUGUCCGUCCCACUGGUCCCAGCCUUGAAUGGAGAGAGAAGCGUCAGUGAGCUGCCCAGUAAGAGACUGAAGGACAGAACUCUUUGCAGCAGGUGGGUUGGGAGGAAGAGGAGAGGCAGCCAGAACCAGGCCCCUCCUCAGCUGCAGUGCCAUUAAAUCCCUUUGCCAACCAGAGCCCUGCUUACCUCUGCCUCGAAGCCCAACAAUAUGGGGGCAACUGUAGGGCUAGGCUCCUGCUAAGGCCCCCUGCCCCUAAGCCAUAGGCUGCAGAGGAAAGGGGAAGCCGGCACCACAGCCAGCGAGGAAGUGGCACUCCCUCCCUGUGUGUUUGUCAGGGUGUUUGUGGGUGCCUCCAAUAAAGUCUGCCCUGAACAAAG
Molecule: messenger RNA, 5488 nt
Organism: Anolis carolinensis (green anole)
Lineage: Eukaryota; Metazoa; Chordata; Lepidosauria; Squamata; Anolidae
Gene: katnip
Product: katanin interacting protein
Exons: 26
Coding region: 152-5080 (1642 amino acids)
Source: RefSeq, a predicted model, not a curated record